Messenger RNA from Colletotrichum spaethianum, 3477 nucleotides. RefSeq names its product SUMO-conjugating enzyme ubc9. Gene Ontology annotation, cellular component: cytosol. Lineage: Eukaryota; Fungi; Ascomycota; Sordariomycetes; Glomerellales; Glomerellaceae. Gene Ontology annotation, molecular function: FMN binding; flavin adenine dinucleotide binding; oxidoreductase activity, acting on the aldehyde or oxo group of donors. The transcript has a single exon. The record is from RefSeq and is a predicted model, not a curated record. The coding region runs from base 1 to 3477 and encodes 1158 amino acids.
AUGCAGUUCAAGCAGCAGGAGAGCAACGGCCCCGCCGCCGUGCUCGACUCCAAGUCGCAGACCUCUUCCGCCCCCCAGAAGAAGGUCUCUUCCACCCUCCCCUUUGGCCAGCCCGUGGCCCUCUCCUCCAUCUCCGGACCUACCUACGUGACGGCCCAGCUGCUCGUCCAGCAGGUCGCCUUCCUGCUGUCCGACAAGAUCUUCUCUUACUCGGCGCCUACCUUCGACCUCGAUGUUGCCGCAAAGGCCUGGGCCGAGGCCAAGGAGCAGAACAUCCACGGCGAGACUACCGACAUUGUCCAGCUGCAGACGAGGACCGGCGCCGGUGCCCUCGCCCUGGGCUACAUCUUCAGCCCGGACUUUGACCUGGCCAAGAGGCAUCUGCCCCAGACCCUGCUUGCUCCCACCCUGAGCUUGAAGAACCUGCGCGGCGCGUUGGACCAGCUGAGCCUCCUGUACGGAGUUGCCUCUCCCUUUGUUGCGCACGUCGCGGCCCUCGACUACGAUGCCGCCAACGGCCUGGUUUCCGACUACGACACUGCUCUGCGGACCGCCGAGGACCUAGGUCUCGGUCUCGUUGCCAGCUCCAGCGCGUACGAGACGCAGCACAUGGCGCUCUUCGCGACCCUCAUGGCCGCCCUGAUGCCCACCCUGCACAUCUACGACGGUGUCAGGCUCGCCCGCGAGACCUCCCGUGUCGUUGAUGCCCUCAGCCAGAGCGGCAUCGCGGACCUGUACAACAGCAUCACCUCCGAGUCCACCGGCGUUAGCGAGAGAGCCGCCAUCUCCUCCAAGGUCGCCGACCUUCUGGAGGUCUUCAACAAGCACCUCGACCCCACCGAGGACCACGAGAGCCAGCACACUGCGCUCCUGGCCACCCUCAUGACCGCCCUCACCCCCAACCUGGGCGUCGAGGACGGCGUCAAGCUGGCCAAGAAGACCCUCAAGGCCUCCGACGCCCUGAACAAGAAGGGCGUCGCCGAGACUUACAAGAAGAUCUCAAGCGAGGUCCAGUCCCUGAACAAGAGACUCGACGACGCCGGCAAGGUCGUCGAGCUCCUCAAGCUCUUCAACAACGAGCUCGGCACCGCCUACAGCUUGUUCGAGUACCACGGACACGAGGAUGCCGAGGCCGUCCUCGUUGUCUUUGGCAGCGCCGAGGCCCAGCUCGCCAAGCAGGUCGUCAGCCGUCUGGCCGCCGAUGGCGUCAAGGUCGGCGCCAUCAACGUCCGCGUCUACCGCCCCUUCGUCGAGGAGGCCUUCCUUGCCAGCAUCCCCGAGUCCGCCAGGACCAUUGCCGUCCUGGGCCAGGUCAAGGACGAGCUCUCCGUCAACGACGCCUCCCUGCAGUCGGCUCUCUACACCGAUGUCCUGACCUCCGUCUCCUUCUCCGGAAAGUGGCGCCAGGACCCCGCGGUCUCGGACGUCAAGUACGCCGCUUCGGAGGCCCUGACGCCCCAGACCGUCGCCGACAUCUUUGGCAAGCUCGUCAACGCCGACGCCGAGUCCAAGCCCUUCCCCACGCUCGUUCAGGCCCACCAGUACACCUUCUGGGACGUCGACAGCUCCGUCGCCGUCGACUCCCCAGCCGUCGUUAGCAACCUGCUCUCCCGCGAGUCGACCAGCAACGUCUACGUCCACGAGUCGUUCGACAACCUGCUCCAGGGCGGCAUCGUCCGCACGGACAUCCGCAGCUCCAAGAAGGCCAUCGAGGCCCCCUACGCCGUCGAGGAGGCCGACGUCGUUGCCGUCGGUGACGAGAAGCUUCUCAAGGACCUGGACAUCCUCAAGAGCGUCAAGGCCGGCGGCAAGCUGCUCCUCAACCUCCCCAGCUUCAAGGAGGAGGACGUCGAAAAGCGUCUCUCCCCCGUCGUGCGCAAGCAGAUCCAGGACAAGUCCGUUGAGCUCUACGUCCUGGACGCCGCUCAGUCCUCCAUCUCCGAGAAGGAGGCCAAGGCCGCCAAGGUCCUGUUGGAGUUCGCCUUCCUCCAAAUCGCCCGCCCCGACAUCACCGCCGAGGAGGUCGCCAAGGUCGCCCUCCCCGAGGGCUUUGCCGUGUCCCUCACCGAGACCCAGGAGGCCCUCGGCCAGUCCCUGCGCAAGGUCGAGCCCCAGGCCGCCUGGGCCGAGCUCCCCGCGGACGUCGUCGUCAGCCCCCUCCCCGCGACCAUCAAGCCCAACAGCUUCGUCGGCUUCGACAAGGAGGAGCCCGAGGAGAUCUCGCAGCUCGUCGACUGGCAGUCGGCCGCCAAGGGCCUCGUCUUCAAGGAGGCCUACGGCACGCAGACGUCGCUCCGCCCGGAGCUGCCCGUCAAGACGCACACCAUCACCGUCAAGGAGAACCGCCGCCUCACCCCCGAGACGUACGACCGCAACAUCUUCCACAUCGAGUUCGACCUCGGCGACUCGGGCCUCACCUACAACAUCGGCGAGGCCCUCGGCAUCCACGCCGAGAACGACGAGGAGGAGGUCCGCGCGUUCAUCGCCUGGUACGGCCUCGACCCGGAGGCCGUCGUCCAGGUGCCCGCCCGCGAGGACCCGGCCGCCUUCGAGACCCGCACCGUCUACCAGUCCCUCAAGCAGAACAUCGACGUCCUUGGCAAGCCGCCCAAGCGCUUCUACGAGGCCCUGUCCGAGUUCGCCUCGGACGAGCGCGAGAAGGCCGUCCUGGCCAGCCUCGGUGGCGCCGAGGGCGCCGCCGACUUCAAGAAGCGCGCCGAGGUCGAGUUCGUCACCUACGUCGACAUCCUCCAGGAGUUCCCCUCGGCCCGCCCCUCGUUCCACGACCUCGUCCGCAUCAUCGCCCCGCUCAAGCGCCGCGAGUACUCCAUCGCCUCGGCCCAGGCCGUGACCCCCAACUCCGUCGCCCUCAUGAUCGUCGUCGUCGACUGGGUCGACCCCCGCGGCCGCAACCGCUUCGGCCACGCCACGCGCUACCUCUCCUCGCUCCGCGUCGGCGCCACCGUCGUCGCCUCCGUCAAGCCCUCCGUCAUGAAGCUGCCCACCUCCCCCAAGGCCCCGCUCGUCAUGGCCGGCCUCGGCACCGGCUUGGCGCCCUUCCGCGCCUUCGUCCAGUACCGCGCCCUGCAGAAGUCGCGCGGCGAGGACAUUGGCGCCAUCCUGCUGUACCUCGGCUCCCGCCACCAGCGCGAGGAGUACCUCUACGGCGAGGAGUGGGAGGCCUACGUCGACGCCGGCGUCAUCACGCACCUCGGCGCCGCCUUCUCCCGCGACCAGCCCCGCAAGAUCUACAUCCAGGACCGCAUGCGUGAGUCCAUGCGCGACGUCGUGCAGUCCUACAUCCGCGACGAGGGCAGCUUCUACCUCUGCGGCCCCACCUGGCCCGUGCCCGACGUCACCGACGUGCUGAUGGAGGCCAUCAACACCGAGGCCAAGAUGAGCGGCAAGAAGGUCAACGCCCGCAACGAGAUUGAGAAGCUCAAGGAGGACGGCCGCUACGUGCUCGAGGUGUACUAG